AUGGCGACUACCAAUCCGGACAUAGACAAUGCUGUGGCCCAGCAAAACCCACCCCCUGACAGGUAUGCACAAGAGGCUAAGCCGGUAUUCAAAAAGACAGAACGAUGGAACCAUCCCAGGUCCAAUAUAUUCAAGACAGCGGCUACAUUCUGGAGUUUUCUGGUGAUGGGAGCGAAUGAUGCCGCGUAUGGGCCGUUGAUUCCAUAUCUCGAGGAAUAUUAUAACCUGUCCUAUACUAUUGUCUCUCUAGUUUUCCUGUCACCCCUCGGUGGCUAUACCCUGGCUGCCCUACUCAAUAACAAAAUCCAUACAACGCUUGGCCGCCGUGGAGUGGCCUGGAUUUCCCCAGGGUGUCAUUUACUGGCAUACAUUGUCAAUUGCGUCCAUCCUCCAUACCCAGUACUAGUAGUAUCCUUCAUAUUCGCAGGUUUUGGAAAUGGGUUGGCCGACUCAGCUUGGAACGCUUGGAUUGGUAACAUGGCUAAUGCCAAUGAGCUCCUGGGACUCUUGCACGGACUAUAUGGUGUAGGUGCAGUCCUGAGCCCACUGGUAGCGACUUCUUUAAUUACCGAGCAAAAGUGCCCUGGUAUUAUUUCUACUAUAUCAUGGUAUGUCGUUAUCUCAGAUGCGUCGAGACUCUCGCUAAUACAACAGCGACCCAGAUUGGCUGUGCCGCUAUCGAGCUCGCCUUUUGUCUUUUUGUCUUUUGGGACUCCACAGCAGCAGCUACGGGAGGCUACCCCCCAGGAGGAUGGCUCUGGUGGAGGCCUGCGUGAAGCCCUCUUCACGAAGCCAUCCGCCCGGGUCACCUGGAUUUGCGCAUUUUUCCUCCUCGGGUAUGUCGGGAUCGAGGUGGCUUUGGGCGGAUGGAUCGUCACGUUCAUGAUGCGAGUACGACAUGGAGCGGACUUUGCGAGCGGGAUGGUUGCUACGGGGUUCUGGUUAGGCAUUGCCUGCGGUCGAGUGGUACUCGGUUUCAUCACACCGCGAAUCGGGGAAAAGAUGGCCAUAGUUGUGUACUCCCUGUUCGCAAUAGCCUGUGGGCUCAUCUUGUGGCUUGUGCCUAAUUUCUAUGCAUCUGCCGUGGCGGUUUCGUUCCAGGGAUUCUUUCUCGGUCCCUUCUUCCCUGCUGCUGUCAUCGUUGCCACCAAAUUGCUCCCACGAUCAUUACAUGUCAGUGCUAUUGGCUUUGCGGCGGCAUUCGGAGGAGGCGGAGCCGCCGUGCUGCCCUUCGUAGUGGGCGCCAUUGCGCAGGCUCGAGGCGUGCAGGUCUUGCAGCCGUUUAUUAUUGGUCUCUCUGCUGGGAUUUUGUUGUUAUGGUUGGGGCUCCCACGGUUACCAAAGAAAGUUGAUGAAGAGCAGCAUGGGACUUCAGACGUAUAG
Molecule: messenger RNA, 1383 nt
Organism: Aspergillus nomiae NRRL 13137
Lineage: Eukaryota; Fungi; Ascomycota; Eurotiomycetes; Eurotiales; Aspergillaceae
Product: MFS transporter
Exons: 4
Coding region: 1-1383 (460 amino acids)
Biological process (GO): transmembrane transport
Cellular component (GO): membrane
Molecular function (GO): transmembrane transporter activity
Source: RefSeq, a predicted model, not a curated record